GAGAGGUAUUGACGAGGAGCAAGCUGAAGACGAGACGUCAUAUGAUUAUUCGACGCAAGAUACUUCAACCGAAUUGACGUCUAGUCUUGCCUGUGGCCAAAAGCUACAUCCUUCAAGCUUUACAUCUGCAGGGAGUCUGGAAACUGCGGACAGGGUGUCCAUGGAAAGUUCGAAGAGAACAUCUUUAGCAGCGGCAUCGGUUUGGUCCCGUCGGACUUCUUCUUCAGCAAGAUCGGAUAAAAGUUUAGAUUGUCUCGCCAAUUUCAAAGGUCAACCUCUCGAUCUUCCUGCGCUCUCGAACGAUGGCGAUCGUCCAACAUCAGGCUCAUCUCGAUCUCCCACAAGGUCGAGGAAGUUGGCCAAAUUUUUUGGAGAAGACACUGCUGGUCAAAUCGUCGGAGCACAGCCGGCAUCCGCUAAGCCAGCGUUCUUGAUGCCAGACUACGCCGUGGAAGAUAUCUCCUUUAACGUUGAUAAUCAAGUUCGGGGUGGAAGCCUGAGAGGCCUGGUCAUCAAACUCACAUCUCAUGAAGGACCCGAUGUACCUUUCUUGCGGGUCUUUCUUAUGACCUAUCGCACGUUCACAACAUCGCACGAUUUCCUUAAUCUGCUGUUUGAGCGUUAUCAUCAACAACCACCGCCAGACCUCACAGCAGAUGAAUUGAAGAUGUGGUCGGAUCAAAAACAGAAGGUGAUUAAAAUUCGUGUGGUCAAUGUGAUGAGAACUUGGAUAGAAUCACAUCUAUCCGACGAGGACGCCGAGGGCAUAUUGCAAAGGAUUAUCGAGUUUGCCACUCGAGAUAUGGGUGACUCGAGCUUGUCUAAGCAGAUCACUCUAACAUGUGAGAGACGAGUGAGUUAUCAAUCGCGAGGACCCUCAUCCAAACUCCUGCCAGUCCCAUCCGGAAAUCCACCACCCACAAUCGUUCCCCGAAAUACUCGCAAGAUCAAAUUCCUCGACAUUGAUCCCCUCGAGUUGGCCAGGCAGUUGUCUCUCGUGGAAUCUAAACUUUUCUGUCAAAUUCAAGUAAAUGAGUGCUUAGGUAAAGCAUGGCCUAAGGAGUUUGCUAAGGAGGGAACGCCUCAUAUCACCGCAAUGAUUGAUAUGAGUAAUGCGCUUACUCGUUGGGUCGCAGAGACGAUUCUUAGCCAGCCUGAACAGAAGAAGCGUGCAAAUACCAUCAAACACUUCAUCUUGAUAGCUGAACGAUGCCGCAACCUCAAUAACUUCUCGACUCUGAUGCAAAUUAUCGCUGGUUUGAAUUCGACCCCGAUCUACCGAUUACGGAGAACAUGGGAGACGAUUCCUCACAAAAUCUUGACUUUGUUUGGCCAGUUAGGCGCUGUGAUGAGCCCAACAAAGAACUAUGCUACUUAUCGGGACACUAUAAGGAACAUGGCACCACCAUGUGUCCCCUUUGUGGGUGUUUAUCUCACCGAUUGGACUUUCAUUGGAGAUGGAAAUCCAGAUAAUCUUCGAGAAAAGCCACAUCAAAUCAAUUUCAACAAACGUCAAAAAGCUGCUGAAUUGAUCGUUCAAAUUCAAUCUUAUCAAUCUAUGCCAUAUCAAUUAACACCCGUACCUGUGAUUGUCAAAUUUCUUGAAGAAAGUCUUGACAAUCCACGUGAUGAGAAAGAGUUAUAUGACAUGAGUUUAGAUAUUGAACCCCGUGAACGAGAUGAUGAAAAAAUUGCUCGGCUAUUAGCAGAGUCUGGCUUCCUUUGAUUUACAAGGAUCAAGUCAAAGUCAAUUUCCCAUUCCUUCUUAUCAAACAAAUACCCAUCGUGGCAUUCGGAAUUCUCCAUCCUCAGCCUCUUCGUUAUAUGUUCGAUGACUAUCUCUUUGAUGAUCUGAUGGCCUAUUCUUCUUUCAUCUAUAUGAAUUGUAAAAUGUGAUACAUAAUGAUUUCAUUUUCGUUGGCUUCGUUUGCACUUGGUUUGAUACAUAUCUCAAUGAUUUAUCGAAAAAAGAGGCUGAUACAAAAAGAUUCCUAAAAUCUAAGCUUGUAGUCUCUUUUUACCUUUGUCUGCAUCUCUUCUGCCUUGGAUCAUUUUUUUGUUUUUUGUAGUAAUUAGUAGUUGAUAGAAUUUUUAUAUUCAUGAGCUUAUAUGAUAUAGUUCAUGUGUAAUGUUGUGAUUUUGUUUGUUUGUGUGUGAUUUUAUUGAAUUUCUUUUGUUUCUAUAUAGCUGGUCCCCCAGGUUUUUUUGGUUGUUUGUCUUUGUGAUAAUGUUUGUGUGAAAAUCAGUUCUCAAUUUUCUGGAAUGAAAUUACAUCUCUCGU
Molecule: messenger RNA, 2281 nt
Organism: Melampsora larici-populina 98AG31
Lineage: Eukaryota; Fungi; Basidiomycota; Pucciniomycetes; Pucciniales; Melampsoraceae
Exons: 9
Coding region: 161-1726 (521 amino acids)
Biological process (GO): positive regulation of GTPase activity; Ras protein signal transduction
Cellular component (GO): plasma membrane
Molecular function (GO): guanyl-nucleotide exchange factor activity
Source: RefSeq, a predicted model, not a curated record